Molecule: messenger RNA, 9037 nt
Organism: Bactrocera neohumeralis
Lineage: Eukaryota; Metazoa; Arthropoda; Insecta; Diptera; Tephritidae
Exons: 2
Coding region: 6761-7753 (330 amino acids)
Source: RefSeq, a predicted model, not a curated record
UAGAGUAAAUAUAUUACUAUUUUUAUUUUCCCAACCUAGAACAACUUCUUCUUUCUUCUUCUUCUUUACUGGCGUAGAAUCCGCUACACGCUUAUAGACGAGUUAACAACAGCGCGCCAGUCGUUUCUUCUUUUCGCAAUUUGGCGCCAAUUCGAAAUAACAAAUGCAGGCAGGUCCUUCUUCACCUGAUCUUUCCAAGCGUAUGCGCUGUCUUUUAAUUCGCUGAACUAUGUCAUACAGCUCAUCGAAUCGAAGUCGAAUUUUCUCUCGAAAACUUGUAACGUCGACUCAUCAGAUGUUGUCAUCGUCCAUGCCUCUGUACCAUAUAGCAUCACGAGAAUACUGAGUGACUUAUAGAGUUCGAUAUUUGUUUGUCGGGAGAAGACUUUACUUCUCAAUUGGCUACUCAAUCCGAAGUAGCUCCUGUUGGCAAGAGAUAUUCUGCGUUGGAUUUCGGGGCUGACGUUGUUGUUGGUGUUGGUUCCAAGAUAGACGGAAUUAUUUACGACUUCGAAAUUAUAUCUGUUUACAGUGACGUAGGUGCCCAGUCGCGAGUCCGACGACUGUUUGUUUGAUGACAGGAGAUAUUUCGUCUUGACCUCGUUUACUACCAGACCCAUUUUCUGUGCUGCCUUGUUCAUUCUGGAGAAAGCAGAAGUAACGGCGCGGUUGUUAAGGCCAAUGAUAUCAAUAUCAACAGCAUAUGCCAGCAGCUGUCCACUUAUAUAAAAGAUUGCAAAGAUUCUCAAUUAAGUUCUGCAGCUCCAAUUAUUUUUUCCAGCAGUGGAUUGAAGAAGUCACACGAUAGGGAGUCGCCUUGUCUGAAACCUUGUUUUGUAUCGAACGACUCGGAGAGGUUCUUCCUUUCACGGGUAUUUUCUAAAAGUUGGCGCAUGGUGAACAUUUGGUCGGUUGUUGAUUUUUCAGUUCUAAAGCCACACUAAUAAGGUCCAAUCAGUUUGUUGACGGCGGACUUUAAUCUUUCACACAAUACGCUCGAUAGAACCUUAUACGCGAUGUUGAGGAGGCUUAUCCCACGGCAGUUGCGCAGAUUGUGGGGUUUCCUUUUUUGUGGAUUGGGCAGAGCACACUUAAAUUCCAAUCGUUGGGCAUGCUUUCGUCCGACCAUAUUUUACAAAGAAGCUGAUGCAUGCUCCUUAUCAGUUCUUCGCCACCGUACUUGAGUAGGCGGCCGGCAGUCAUUCGGCCCCCAUCGCUUUGUUCUUCAAAUGGGUAAUUGCUAUCCGAACUUCUUCAUGGUCGGGCAAUGAAUUGUCAUCGACUAGGGAAUCGGGUUCACCAUCUCCUGGUGUUACACUUUCACUGCCAGGCUGGAGAAGUGUUCCAUAGAACAACCAAUUUCAUUUAAGUGAGCCCAAUGAUGCAUUUUAAAUUUUUAUUACCAGGAAUGCUAAAAAUGCAUUUAAAAGUAAUUGAAUUAAUAUUUGAGCUACAUAUUUUUAAACAAAAAACUCGAUUAUAAAAAUUUUAACUCAAAGCGUAUAGAAAAAAAAUUUAUCCCAGGUACGAGUUUAACAAAUUAAAAAUAAAAAUUUUAAUCCAAAAUACAGAAUUGUAAAAAGUACCCAAGUAUAAAAUUAAGAAGUAAAAAAAGAAAUUGUUUUAAAUUAAAAUUUUUUUGCGUUUGCGUACUUCAUGUUCUACUAUUUUGAACUGAAGAUCGCACAGAGUAAUCUCUUCAAUACUCCAGAUCACUGGUGGGCAAACUGAUCGUACGAUAAUCUAACGUUAUAAAAACUUCUGGUGGUAUUGAGAGUUUCGAAAUGUAGUGAUUAAACAGUAGUGGGAAGAGGACAUCACCCUUCAAAACUUUCUGUUCAAUUUUCCUUAAUUUAGUUCAGAUAGUUCAUGGUCCAGGGUUGUGUGAUUGGUUUUGUUAAGAGGUGGUGGCUUUUGAUUUAAGCCGUGAAUUAUCUGGACGUUUAUGUCGUUUAGUGCGGUGAUGGUGCUGUGAAAGCCAUGUUGGUGGUCUAUGGGACGAUAAGACACCCCUUGGUUGGCGAGGUUUCUAGGUUUGGGUAGUGUGACAACUUAACGAUUUUCCACCCAUUGUGUAUUUGAAUAGAAGGUAGCGACAGGUUGAGGACCAUGGUUAAGUAGAUUACUCGCGUCGAGGUUAGAUACUUGGCUUUGUUGUUGACAUUCCGAACCUCCUUAUCGGUGAACGUAAGUUGCGCGCAGACGUCGGGUAAUAUAUCUUUUCGUUUUGUCUGUCUAAGGGUGCAGUGUUAACUGUCGGCUAAAAUAGCUCGCCUGCUUCUUCUGGUUCGAGGAGGCCUGGCCAUCGAAUGAAAUUUCAACCCGAUCACCAUGUCUCUUCGGAUUUAACAAGGCCUUGACAGUAGUCAAAAACGUACUCACAGCAGUGGAUACAUUACAAGACUUCCAACUCUCUAUUCAUUUUGCCCGCUUAGGUUGGUCUACCAUUUGCCGAAUAUCCAACUGAUAUCCAUUGUUCGGGGAUCAGCAUGGUGUGAGGUGUCGCGCUCAAUAGCUAGAAUAGAAAGUAAAUUGGGUGAAGUUCCGCGAUUUUUCCAGCUGUGAUCCCUCUUUGGAAGUUACUUUCGCCAACGGCUCCGUCCGUAGGAAUGGAUAGUGCGGUGAAAGUGCUCUCAGUGAAUAAAGUCAGGAGGUCUCUCGAUCCAAAUAAUUAUGGGCAGAUGGUCUGAGAGUUAGCAGAAGUCGCCAGGAUAUGCUAUUUACCACCACUAGCUACGGUAAUAUCAGGCGAACUAUUGCAGGUGCCCAUAAUUCGGAUGAGGGCUUCGUCAUUCAUUGAAGAAUAUCGAAUCGCCGUAUCUUAUUCGCCAGCUCCAUGCUCCUACGAUCAUCUGACAGUUAUAAGUGCUAAAGAUCGUACCCGUUAAAGUUACAUAGUGUCAAACGGUUUUCACUAGGAAGUAACAUUCUCAUCUUCGAGUGAUAUGCUGUUAGCAACGUGGAGCGGGGUUGUCUGAAAAGUAAUAGGAUUGAGUCGAUUUAAAAAAAUUGAACCAAUCGUUACAAAUCAAAACUAUCAGAAUAGGCUCCUUCUUCGUCGAUGCAGUGCUGCCAGCGCGAUUUCCAAGCAUUGAGAGCGUCAAUGAAGGCAUGCUAUGGAAUAGCCUUGAGAGCCGAGGUGCAUGCAACUUGGAUCCCCUCUGUCAUCUUAAAAUGCUCGGGAUCAUACUCAAAGAUCCAUGACUCGUCACCUGUGAUUACGUUAUUUAAAAAUUGGGGGUAAAAUUUACACAUGUUAUAAUUUUCUUGACACACUUCCACUGGCCACAAUUUCUGGUCGUCAGUGCACACUUUUGGGACCAUCUUCGCGCACACCUUGCGCAUGUUCAAGUGCUCCAUCACAACGUCAUGAACCAUAUCAUGGUGUACAACCACCUACCAAUCCUUGGUUUGCAGCCCCAGGAUUUUCCAGCCAGCCGAUUGCACACCAUUAGUGCUUUUGUCGCCUUGACCAAGGUCAGGUCAACAUACUGAUUCCACCCCAAAGGGGAAUCCAGCUUGAGACUAAAAUAUUUGACCAUGUUGGUCAUCUCCAUCUCUCUGUCCCCAAGUAACAUUGGCAGCGGAUUCCAUUGUCAGCAAUGCUAGAAGGUCAUCCACGACAAGACUCCAUAGCAUGGGGGAUAGCACUCCCCUCUUUAGGCAGCCCCUUCUUGUUGUACCAAGACGAAUCCUUGUAUCUCCUACUGUGGUUUCAGCUAUUCUGGUUCGCAUGCCCUGACUUGAAGGAGGUGAAAUUUUCACAGAAUCUCCUAAAGCCUGCCUGCUUAGCACACGUAAUCUCCUUGUAAUGUACAGUUAAGUUCCAAAGAGAGCCUGCUCGCUAUGACAGGGGGUGUAGUUUCACCUGUACAACAUCCACGUUGACGGCUACUACAAGAUCGGUUCAAAGAGGAGCGCUCUUCAUGUUCUGCCGUGAUGUCGCUGGGUGGAGUGGCAACCUCAUCUACGAGCAUCUUCUCGGUUCCUCUGCUCCCGGUGGCCGUUGUAGACUUAUAAGGCCUCAAGACCACCGAGCUGAACCUAUAGUUCAGGCGGAAGCUUGCUCCCGGACGUACUUAUCCGACUCCUCGUCGAUACAUAGUUUCAGUCUCCAUCCGGUAUCCUCGACCUUGCUGCUGACUACUCGCCAGGCCGAAGGACUGAGGCCUAAAUUCUGAUUUAAUUAGACCAAGAGUAAACUCGUGCGGCCUACAUGGGGAGAUACAUCGUCAUGCUGUACAUGAUCCCCUCUUCUUGCGCAGAGGACAGCCAUCCAGCUUGGAAGCGAUAUCGUCCUUGCAGUCCACCUGCAACAUACCUCCACUGAAAUCGACCCAAAUGGAAGGACGCUGCGUAUGCAGUACUUCUCAAUACCUCUUCAAUGAGGAGCUCCUGAAGCACGGUGAGGUCUUCCGAUUCUAACGUCUCCGCCAUCACCAUUUGGAUGCCGUUUAGAGCAUCCUCAUAUCUGUGUCGUUUCUCCUCUCCUCGGGGGGAUUUGGUGCGGUUGGUCUCCGGCUGCCUUCGUGCUGUUGCCCUUCAGCAUUUUAAAACUGGGGGCUUCUGCGGCGUGAUUUGCCCACUUCGUGGUUUGUGUCUGGGUGCUCAAAGGCGCUGCUUUUCCGCUAAACGAAAAUAAUUCAGCCAAAAAGAAGAGAAAAAGUCUCCGUACAUAACAUAAUUAGCUUGAUGUAAGAAAUUUUUUAUUUUUAAAAAUAUAUUUUGAUUUUGCUGAUAGGACAACCUCUUCCCUUAAGGACUUCUGCAAUUCGUAGUGGCUUGGUAUGGAUCAACUUAGAUGUGUCCUAUUUACUGAUUUUACCUAAUUUCUCCAUGAUAACGUUUUUGAUCAUUUCCUGUGCAGGUGAAUCCUACCCUCGAGCAAAUCCCACAAAUGCUCUAUAGGAUUAAGAUCUGAGGAUUGGGGUAGCGUACGAACUGAUGCUUAGUAUUGUAGAGCAACCAAAUUUGCUAAAUGCUUCGGAUUACUGUCAUGUUGAAACCAAAAAUCGUUACCAAGCUCCAACUGUUCAACACUUACCUUCAUAUUUGUUUUCAAAAUAUUUAAAUAAGAAUAUUGAUCUAUUGUUGACUCAAUAAAAACAAGCUUUCAACUUUUUCAGCCGCCAUACAUCUCUAGACUAUUACACCAGCUCCUCCAUGUUUCACAGUCGGGAAAAGGUUUUCUUUUUCGGGGGCUGUACCGCUCUAACGCCACACAAGCUUUCUUCCUUUGAUAUAAUAUAGAAUAUUUGCUUUCAUCUGAGAAUGGAAACUUUUCUUCGAAAUUCUGGAGACUUAUUUGCAAAAUCUAUACCUUUUCUUCUAUCUACGUCUGAAAUGUAUGGCUUCUUUAAUUAUUCUUCAAUGUUUUCUUUACAAUAUCCCUAUAAAUAUCCUUAUUAAGCGAUUUUUUGAUUUUUAAAUUAUUUAUUACCUUAGGAUUUUCUCUUACUGAGCGCAAUAUUUCAGGUUUUUCAAGUUGGUUAACUUGCAAGGUCGGCCAGAACGAGGUUUUACCGAAAUGGAAAAAGUUUUUUAGAAAUUUUGUACGACGUGCUGCUGGAGGAUGGAGUCAUGUGUAAAAGUUCACGCAAGUGAGGUAAGUUCUCUGAUCGCCAUUCACUUGGGAGUGGCCAGAAAUGAUUCUUUUACAUAUGGCUCAAGCAGCUCACGACUUCCGGUUUUUGACCAAGUAUCCUCUGGGUAGCCUAAGAACAUCCGUUUGAAGGCGAGCUAAAGUGAGAAGGCAAAACAUUCCCUACAUAGGGUUGUGCGCUGGGUUUGGGACCCGCCACGUAAAAAACAGUACCCACGAAAACUAAACGACAGCCUCGGACGAGAGACCACCGUUUUGCUGACGACCAUGGCAAACGAAAUAAGAACUACGAUUUGAGGGCAUGCACCUGGAAUGUCCGGUCCCUUAAUUGGGAAGGUGCCGCUGCCCAGCUGGUUGAUGUCCUCGUGAAAAUAAAGGCUGACAUCACCGCCGUCCAAGAAAUUCGAUGGACGGGACAAUGACAGAAACGAGUAGGUCCUUGUGGCAUUUACUACAGCGGCCAUAUAAAGGAGAGCAAGUUUGGUGUGGGAUUCGUGGUGGGAGAGAGACUCCGUCGCCGAGUAUUAUCAUUCACUCCGGUGAAUGAACGUCUAGCCACAAUCCGCAUCAAAGCGAGGUUAUGUUGAAGAACGCUGAUUUGCGCCCACGCCCCGACGGAAGAGAAGGACAAUGUGACCAAAGAUGCCUUUUAUGAGUGCUUGGAGCGCACUUAUGAAGGCUGCCCCCGCCACGAUGUCAAAAUCGUGCUUGGCGACUUUAACGCGAGGGAGGACAAAGAAGGUAUCUUUGGCACUACGGUCGGUAAAUUCAGCCUCUACGACGAAACAUCCCCAAAUGGGUUGAGGCUGAUUGACUUCACCGGGGCCCGAAAUAUGGUUAUCUGUACUAGAUUCCAGCAUAAGAAGAUUCAUCAAGCUACCGUGCUGUCUCCGGAUCGAUCAUGUUGUGAUAGACGGAAGACACGUCUCCAGUGUUUUAGAUGUGCGUGCGCUCCGAGGUCCUAACAUCGACACGGACCACUAUCUUGUUGCAGCUAAGAUUCGCACCCGCCUCUGCGCAGCAAAAAACGCGCGCCACCAAACACAAGGAAGGUUCGACGUCGAGAAGCUGCAAUCACAACAGACAGCCGAACGAUUUUCUACUCGGCUUGCACUCCUGCUCUCUGAGAGCACUCGUCAACAACUCGGUAUAAGGGAAAUGUGGGACGGCAUUUCAAACUCCUUACGUACAGCUGCAACCGAAACCAUUGGUUUUCGGAAAGUGCAAAAGAACUGCUGGUACGACGAGGAGUGCCGUGUCGUAGCGGAGAGAAAACAGGCUGCCUACCUCGCAACGUUACGAUCGACCACUACACGUGCGGGAUGGGAUAGAUACCGAGAGUUGAAGAGGGAAGCGAGACGCAUUUGUAGACAGAAGAAGAAAGAGGCUGAAAUGCGUGAGUACGAAGAGCUUGAUAAGCUGGCCGACAGGGGUAAUGCUCGAAAAUUCUACGAAAAAAUGCGGCGGCUUACGGAAGGUUUCAAGACCGGAGCGUAUUCCUGUAGAACCCUCAAAGGUGAUCUAGUCACUGAUGCACAGAGCAUACUUAAAUUAUGGAGGGAACACUUCUCCAGCCUGCUGAAUGACAGUGAAGGUACAACGUCAGAAGAAGGCGAACCCGAUUUACCAAUCGAUGACGAUGGAGCAGACGUUCCAUUGCCUGACCAAGAAGAAGUUCGAAUAGCAAUUACCCGUCUGAAGAACAACAAAGCGGCGGGGGCCGAUGGAUUGCCGGCCAAGCUAUUCAAACACGGCGGCGAAGAACUGAUAAGGAGCAAGCAUCAGCUUCUUUGCAAAAUAUGGUCGGACGAAAGCAUGCCCAACGAUUGGAAUUUAAGUGUGCUAUGCCCAAUCCACAAAAAGGGAGACCCCACAAUCUGCGCCAACUACCGUGGGAUAAGCCUCCUCAACAUCGCAUAUAAGGUUCUAUCGAGCGUAUUGUGUGAAAGAUUAAAGCCCACCGUCAACAAACUGAUUGGACCUUAUCAGUGUAGCUUUAGACCUGGCAAAUCAACAACCGACCAGAUAUUCACCAUCCGCCAAAUCUUGGAACAGACCCGUGUCGAGAAUCGACACACACCACCUUUUCGUCGAUUUCAAAGCUGCUUUCGACAGCACGAAAAGGAGCUGCCUUUAUGCCGCGAUGUCUGAAUUUGGUAUCCCCGAAAAACUAAUACGGCUGUGUAAACUGACGUUGAGCAACACCAAAAGCUCCGUCAGAAUCAGGAAGCACUUUUCCGAGCCGUUCGAUACCAAACGAGGUUUCAGACAAGGCGACUCCCUAUCGUGCGACUUCUUCAACCUGCUUCUGGAGAAAAUAAUUCGAGCUGCAGAACUAAAUAGAGAAGGCACCAUCUUCUAUACGAUGAUAUUGAUAUCAUCAGCCUUAACACCCGCGCCGUUAGUUCUGCUUUCUCCAGACUGGACAAGGAAGCAAAGCAGAUGGGUCUGGCAGUGAACGAGGGCAAGACGAAAUAUCUCCUGUCAUCAAACAAACACUCGUCGCACUCGCGACUUGGCUCUCACGUCACUGUUGACAGCCAUAACUUUGAAGUCGUAGAUAAUUUCGUCUAUCUUGGAACCAGCGUAAACACCACCAACAAUGUCAGCCUAGAAAUCGAACGCAGGAUUGCUUUUGCCAACAGGUGCUACUUCGGACUGAGUAGGCAAUUGAGAAGCAAAGUCCUCUCUCGACGAACAAAAACCAAACUCUAUAAAUCACACAUAAUUCCCGUCCUGCUAUAUGGUGUAGAGGCUUGGACGAUGACAACAACUGCUGAGUCGACGUUGCGAGUUUUCGAGAGAAAGGUUCUGCGAAAGAUUUUUGGUCCUUUGCGUGUUGGUAUGGCGAAUAUCGCAUUCGAUGGAACGAUGAGCUGUAUGAGAUAUACGGUUCAGGGAAUUAAAAGACAGCGGCUACGCUGGCUAGGUCAUGUUGUCCAAAUGGAUGAAAACACUCCAGAUCUGAAAGUAUUCGACGCAGUACCCGCCGGGGGAAGCAGAGGAAGAGGAAGACCUCCCCUACGUUGGAAGGACCAAGUGGAGAAGGACCUGGCUACACUUGGAAUAUCCGAUUGGCGCCAUGUAGCGAAAAGAAGAAACGACUGACGCGCUGUUGUCAACUCGGCUAUAAUCGCGUAAGCGGUGUCUACGCCAAUUAAGAAGAAGAAGAGCUGCACAGAAGAAUGAGUUUUUCCUAAAAUUUUACCUACUAUAUUUCGUGGAACGAUUUUUCUUCCGUUUUAGUUUUAAGAUAAUUUUUCUUUCAUCAUAGUUAAUCUCCUUCUUUUCGGGCGUAAAUUAUUUUUCCCCAGAACUUCAAAAUGUAAACAAAAUAACGUAUUCACAUUAAAAUUUAACUCACAAUAAAAUGCAACGGCUUUGAAGACGAAAAAGCCGCUACGUUAAAAGGGGAAUCCCCUUUUAGGAGCUAUA